AUGCUCAGGUCGCGUGCCUAUUAUUCCGUUGAAAGAAAGGAAACACUCGCCGGUGUUUCGGAAUCUCAAGCAACGGACGGUCCGAACGAACUCAUGAUGCCAGCCGCGACAGAUACUGCAGCGCUGGAGCAUGUAUUGAUCGCAGCACAUGUUGAUGAAUCUCAACUGCGCGCCGAGAUGGAGAGAGGGAUGGCUCAGCUUGAUACAGGUGAUUUCGGUUGA
Molecule: messenger RNA, 222 nt
Organism: Rhinocladiella mackenziei CBS 650.93
Lineage: Eukaryota; Fungi; Ascomycota; Eurotiomycetes; Chaetothyriales; Herpotrichiellaceae
Exons: 1
Coding region: 1-222 (73 amino acids)
Source: RefSeq, a predicted model, not a curated record